UGCUCUGCCACGAACUCGCACAUGUCGAAUGUUGAAUGCAAUGUGAUGAUUUGGAAGAUUUACGGUAUAUUGAAAAUACUGUAGUUGGUUGUGGGAAGUUUUUAGUUGAUUUUGAGGAAUUUUACGAAGAUUACAUGUAAUAUUGAACGCUAUUACUCCAAGACAAAACAAGAAAGGAAAAUGAAAGGAGCAGGAUUUAAAAAUUAAAGGUCAGUCUCGAAGUUAUAUUUGGGUAUGCAGGAAGCUAGCCAUAUAAUUUCAUAUUUUCAUGUUCUACCGAAUUGGGAAAUUUUGCAUUCAGUUUGUCAAAAUAGUUAGACCAAUUUUGUAUUUUAUUCUAAAUAUCAAGACUUCAGUGGAAUCAUAAUAUUUACAUUGUCGGAGUUUGCAUAUUUAAAAUACAUUACAGUAAAGUUACAAUAUUAUAUUGCACAUGUAUGUAUAAACACAGUUAGCGACACAGAUGUUAUGUACUCGAUUCAUUUGUUAAUGCAUGGAGUAGCAGGCUCUCUGGGUUUGGGGGAGGCCAGAGAGCCUGCAUGCUAUGCAUGGAGCAAUACCCAGGAGCAAUGUUUAACAACAGAGGUUUACUCUUUUGAUAAUGUUGGUAUGUUUCUGCUUGUUACCACCACUAUAAAUGUUUAGGCUAUUUCAUUGACUGUUAAAACAAAUGGGGCCAAAGGCACAAUUUUGUAUGUGUGACAUCCAUGUCAAGAAGUUGAUUAAGUGCUCUAUUAGGUAAUUUCUGAAAAUAUCCAUACCUACCCCGUGGAGGAAAUUGUGUGUACCUUUGACUGGUAAAGCUAUGUUUAAUUAAAAACUUAUGAAUAUGUUAAUUUUUAACCCUUGAGUAUCUAUAUCUUUCACUCUAUCUUGUAGCAUGUAAUAUUCCCCAGGCAACAUAACUGUCAUCAGAAUCCUUGGAGAAAAGUACAUCAGAGAUAUGGGUGAAAGACAACACAAAUGCAAGUGCUGUAAGAAACGUUUUGAAAGACCAUCUGACUUGAAACGACAUUAUAAAAUUCACACAGGAGAAAAAGCAUUCACAUGUGAUGUUUGUGGAAUAUCAUUUUCUCAGUCAGGGAACUUAUUAGUUCAUAAACGGAUACAUACCGGAGUCAAACCAUAUGAAUGCAAUGUCUGUGAUAAAACCUUCUCACAAAAAUCAAGCCUGGCUCGACAUAAAAGAACACAUACUGGAGAAACACCAUUUGUUUGUGGCAAAUGUGGCAAAGCCUUUUCAAAUCCAUACCAUUUGAUUUGUCACAAUAGAACUCAUGCAGGAGUUAAGCCUUACAAGUGCUCCAAAUGUGGAAAGAAGUUCUCCCAAUGUGGUGGCUUGAUAUCACAUAAGAGAACACACACUGGGGAAAAAUUGUUCAAAUGCAACAUUUGUGGCAAAAAAUACUCACAGGCAUCAGGCUUGAGAAAGCAUAAGGAAACACACAUUAGUGAAAUUUUCACCUGCAAUAUUUGUGAUAAACAAUUUUCCAAAGCAUCUAACUUGACUAAGCAUAAAAUAACCCAUACUGGUGGAAAAUAUUUUGAUUGUAAUGUCCACAUUAGGGAUGUUUUGCCUGCCAGAAGUUUCUUAGAUCGAAAAGGGACACAUACUGCAGUAAAUUUGUUUAAAUUUGAUAUUCGUGUAAAAGUGACCAAGGAAUCAUACAGUGAUUUACCGAACGACAGAGCUCUGGCUAUCAGUCAAAAACAUGCAUACCAAUGUGAUUUAUGUGAAGAAAUUUUUGCAUCUUCAGAGCUCUUGUCUGUGCAUAAGGAAUUGCACACAGAACAACAAAUGAGUGAUGUUGUCUCUCAUGAACAAUUAGAACAUCAUUUAGAUGACAAACUUAAAAAUAACAACUCAAUGAAGGAAUCAUUUGGUGAUAGAUCACAUCAAACAGCACCAGCUAUGAGUCAGGAAGAAUUGUACCAAUGUGAUUUAUGUGAAAGAAUUUUUGCAUCUUCAGGGCUCUUGACUUUACACAAAGAAUUCCACACAGGACAGCAAACAAGAGAUGUUAUAUCUCACAAACAAUUAGAAUAUGAAUAUCACUUAGACAGUGAACUCGAAGCUGAUGAACCCUCAGGAAUAACUUACAUUUGUGCAGAUUGUGAUGAAGAAUUUGAACUGGUUGAUGAGCUUUUUAAACACAGUGAGAUGUCACAUGUCAUUUCUACAUCUUGAUGGUCAAAUCAGAUUUUAAGUAUUAGAGGAUUUAUUAACAAUAGAUGAAAAAUCAGGAAUUUUACAGUAAGGAAAUUCAUGUUUUAAAUGUAUACAUUUAUGUUGUGAUUGUGUUGCAGUUUAUACCACUUUACACUAAAAAUACCAGUUUUGACAGUUUUGUUGGUGAAAUGCUGUCAUUAACUUGCUGUUACUGUAAAACAAAGGAUUAUAUAAAAAAUAAUAAUGUUUAGCAUAAAUUAAGUGCACCCUACUUUGUUAUUUUAUUCUUGUCUAACACAGAACGAUUCAUCCAUGGUUCACGUUUAUUCACUUAUUCCAACCAUGGUUCAUGUUAAUGUUCAAUAAUCAUAACUAUAGUUCACAAUAAUCAUGCAUAAUAACC
This is a messenger RNA of Paramuricea clavata, 2573 nucleotides long. The record is from the annotation of a GenBank genome assembly. Lineage: Eukaryota; Metazoa; Cnidaria; Anthozoa; Malacalcyonacea; Plexauridae.